AUGCCGGCAGAACAGCCAAUAGAUAUGUUAAAUGACACCUUGGCAGAAAUCGUUUACAGAACGAAAAAUAUGCCAAGGUUCAAAAGAUUGGCACGCAGUACGCACUUUGAUGUGAGAGAAGUUGAAGCUUUGUCAAUUAUCCAUCGUAAAUGCGUGCAAAUGCUGGGUCCAAUAAGCAGAUUAAUAUUUCGAAACAUUUUCCACGCUAGUUUGGAUUUUACAAAAAAUAUUCGUCAUUUAUUGAUCGACAGAAUGUUUUCCGUCGUCGACAAACGAAAUGCCUUGCAGAUAUACUCUGAACAAUGGGUCGAAGGUCUGUCGGUGAUUCUUCGCGGAACUUUAGACGAAAAAAUUCAUUUUGCUUAUAGAGUGUACGAUAACAUGAGAACUCACAAAUUAAAAAAGGAGCAUAUAUUUCCUAUGAUGCGCGGAUGUUUAAUUAAAUUGCAGAAUGAUGAAAACCCAGAAGAAGCUGUGAAGGACUUGAUAGAUUUGUUAAUAAAAAAGCUAGACGUGGAUCGCGAUGGCGCGGUAUCAGAAGAGGAUUUCAAAACCGCCGUAAAAGAGAGAAAUCAACUUCUUUUAGAAUGCAUGGGUCCAGUAUUUCCUUCGAGAAACGCACGUCACGUGUUCCUGUCUACUUUUACAGAUCGUGUAGGAAGAUACUGACAAUCUACGGAGCCAUCCAUACCGAAGAAUAAUUUCUUAAGAGGAAAUACAUCGUUUAUGUAUGUAUCUUCCAAUUCGUCGUGAGAUUUUGUGAAGCAUAAUGCUCGUCGAGGAAAGCUAACAGUACAUUCCGAAAGCGGAGAGGAAAAUGUGCCAAAUCAGACAGAAGAUAUCCGUCUAGGGCCUGUAAACGGUUCACUAAGUUUUCUAGACUGUCUGAACUGAAUUUCUCACGAUUCAUCGAACGCGGAAAAUUGACUUGCUGUUUCUUACAAACAAUCGCUAAUGGACCGCGAUAAUACCAUCUCGUAAUCGCAUCAGAUGCAAAGCGUGAUGCAAUCGUCGAUAGGAUGUGAUUAAUUGCUCAAUUGAAUUUCGUGAGUUCAACUUCAGUCCAUCACGCAUUAUCGUUUCAUUCUUAUUCAAGUUGAAAAAUACAUAUGAUAAUACGAACGCCGGCUUUUGCUGUGUAAAUAGUUACUUGAAUAUGCUAACGUCUCUUAAUUAUUACAAUUUAUAUAACAUU
Molecule: messenger RNA, 1195 nt
Organism: Bombus impatiens (common eastern bumble bee)
Lineage: Eukaryota; Metazoa; Arthropoda; Insecta; Hymenoptera; Apidae
Product: EF-hand calcium-binding domain-containing protein 1-like
Exons: 5
Coding region: 1-669 (222 amino acids)
Biological process (GO): calcium-mediated signaling
Molecular function (GO): calcium ion binding; kinase binding
Source: RefSeq, a predicted model, not a curated record